This is a messenger RNA of Diaporthe batatas, 2957 nucleotides long. RefSeq lists its product as uncharacterized. The transcript has a single exon. The coding region runs from base 542 to 2764 and encodes 740 amino acids. The record is from RefSeq and is a predicted model, not a curated record. Lineage: Eukaryota; Fungi; Ascomycota; Sordariomycetes; Diaporthales; Diaporthaceae.
GCCAACUGCACAACCCAUCACCAUCACCCUUGGCUUCUUUUCACCAAACUGAAGGAGGUCACACCUGGUGCAACAGGCAGGGUCGAUGAGAAAUUUGUUACGCGGGGUUCCACACAGUUUGACCUCAUCCAACCCACAUCAUAUCAUUCCCAGCAAGGCUCCUUUUAGGCAUCAUCUCUUUCUGCUCAUACUCACGGAAACAUCCGGCAGUUUGCAAUUCCCCACUGCUGCAGGUGUCACUGUCUGUCACUGUCAGUCAGCCUUAUUCUCGGUACUUUGAUUUGCCAUCGCAAAGGGUCUUUCACGUUGCAGCCUUGGCACCCCUGCAGGGCCCAUUCACUGCCCCGGCUAGGAAUCAACACUUCCCAAGCAGCAGCCAAGCAGCAGCGCGUCAGGUUGCCAACAACUUUUCGAGUAUCGAUCGACAUCCUCUCCAACUGAACCUCAAGGGGGACCUCGACUCUCGGGUAAACAGCAUUUUCAAGUCAAUAGGAACACUGAAACGAAAUCUACUUAUCUAGGCUGAGACCACUAGUAUUAUAUGUCAUCGUCAGCAGUCAUGGAUCUGCCGACACCAGACCCAGCACCCCAGGGUCCAUCAAAACCCGAGGGGCUAUCCGAGCAAUUCAUCGCAGCGGUUCUUAGGCACACUCGCAUGCAGGACGAAGAGGUCUCCAAGCAGCACCAGAACCUGCGCAAGGAGAUACGGGAACUUCAGGACCAGGCCGCCAACUCCGAGGCCAGUUACUGGCGAGAUUAUCACAAGCGGCUCGCAGUGAUCAUCGCCGGGAACCCAAAGGGAGGCACAAGCAGUUGCAUGACCACUUUUGCAAACAACGAGAGCCGUUUCCUAAACGAGGUAGCAAACCACCAGAUCCAGAUCCAUCUUGAGGUGCUACAAAGACAGGCUGAGCUGGCGGCGGUCAACCGUGACGUCUGGGCUGUGUGGCGCAAGCACGUUGACUUUGUGAAGGGCCUGCCUACGCCUCCAGCCCUAAUACCCGAUGCGACGGUGCCUGCUGAUGAGCCUCAGCCUACCGACAACCAGACAGGCAGUCCUUCACCGUCUGCAUCUUGCAAUAACCCCGGUCGAAAAGACAGCGAACCGAUCUUGACUACAGCGACCACCGGGGACACGCAGAGCACCGCGGGCAGCCGCAGCGCACCAAGCAAGCCGCUGCCAAAGUCACUACCCAAAAUCUCAACAAGUGUGGCGGAGGGUGGGAAGGCUGAAGACUCCAGCCUCACCCAGACCACCAAGGAGCCGAAGGGUAAGGGCAAGGCCACGUGGAUGGCUCCAAACACCAGCCCCUCAUCUCUACCAAGCCCCUCGCUGUCGCAACCCGAGACAGGCGUGUUUCCCCCUCCAGCUCCCCCAGGCAACGAACAGAAGCGCCGAGCACCCGGUUCCACGGAAACAGCACCUCCUCGGAAGGCCAGCGUCACUGGGCCACAAUCCUCAACCCAGGCAAGAGCAUCUGCCCCUCUCGACAACCCAGCCGAGUCCAUACAAGAGCCUCAAGAUUCUGGUCCACCAGCCAAGCGACGCAAGACUCCAUCAGCAGGGCAUCAAGAGCAACUCGCGUCUACUUCCACCAGCACUAUCAAAUCUUCCCCAUCAGCUGCUGUGCAACAGCGAGCCGCUACACUGAGCAAGGGCGGUGGCUUUCGCGGCGUCACAAACCCUGUCGUGGGUGAUGUUUACCAAGGCUACUACAAGGACGGUUCUCGGCAGGGAUGGUGGAUGUGUACUGUGUUGCCGUGGGAUGCCUGGGAGCGUCAGGUCGGCAUCGGCCUGACCUUUAAGAACGCGCUCCUGUGGAACAACUGGCCAGAGGACCAAUAUGAGAUCGAUCACGUGCAAGCUAAGGGUUCGAAGCGAAAGAAAACCAAGGUCAUCACAGGCUGGAAGGAGGAGUACCAGCUGACGGGCUCCAAGGUGAAGGAGCGCAUGUUCCCGGUGCUAUUCUUUGACGACAACAAGGGCGAGCCGGGCAACCUGCAGUUCCCGGCGGACCCUACGAAACCCGUCACCUUUAAGGGAGAUGCGUGGAAGGCUCUGCCCAUCGAGUGGAUCGCCUCCAAGGACCUGAGAGUGCCUGGUGCUUACGUCGGCAGCCGCAUUGAGGGGCGCAUCACGGCUCAGAGGUUCAAGGAGAGGUUGAAGGAGCGGAAGGCCCUUCGGGUGAAGACGUUGUCAGCCCCGGGGAAGAAGGCCGGCAGAAUUUCCGGAAAGGACAGCACGCCCAUGAAGGCGGCUUCUAGGACGAAUGACUCUAUGCUGGACGACUCUAGGCAGCCAUCCGCCACGGCGAAGCCUUCACCGGGUACGAAGCCGCCCCCGAGGCCGAAAUCCCCUCUUAUGUUCAAGCAAUAUCAGCCUGCAAAUGUCACCAAGAGGUCUGUUUCCACACCCAAGACUUCAUCGACCGUCAAGACUGCUUCGACCCCCAAGGCUGCUUUAAACCGCGAGGCUGCCUCGACACCCAGGGUUUCUUCGGAGACGAAGCAAUUUUCGACAGCCAAUGCUGCUUCGGCCCCCAAGGCUUCCUCAACCCCUAAGUCUCCUUUGACUAUCAACACUUCAUCCACACCCAAUCCUGCAUUGGACAACAAGAGUUCUUCGGACCCCAAUCCGUCUUCGACCAUGGAAUCGGAGGCUACCCGCCCUGCCCGUAAGCGGUGGCCUGCAACUUUGUACGAAAUACCAACAGGCCCCUUAUUUGCUCCGCCCGGCACUCCCCGUUUGCCGUCUAGAGUCUAGGAAAUGAGACUGUCUCCAGAGCAGGAAGGUGAAGAGGACAGCGCCGGAGUGGGGAGUUCUGGAGAGGGGAGUUCUGGAGAGGGGAGUUCUGGAGAGGGGAGCGCCGGAGAGGGGAGCGCCGAAGAGGAGAAUUCUGGAGAGAGGAGUUCUAGUGAGGAUUCUAGUGAGGAGGUUUCCGAAGAGUGGAGUCCUA